This is a messenger RNA of Vitrella brassicaformis, 5223 nucleotides long. The record is from the annotation of a GenBank genome assembly. NCBI's taxonomy places the organism in Eukaryota, Vitrellaceae.
CUUUUUCUUCCCGAAACUCUACCAUCUCACGUCGAGAUGUAUUGUGUCCUACGCCGACGGCUUCCGGUUAACGGCGCUGUCGGCCCUAACUCAUUAGGCCGCGGGCGGCAUUGGGACUAGGGCGGUGAUGCCAUCGAUUCGAACGGGAUCUGUGUGCAUGAGCAUGGUCGCGUCGAAAGCUGACGAGAGGCGAUGAUGUGGAUCAUGGUGAAACUUGUGCUGGCGCUGCUGGUGGUGGACGGGCUGGUGUGGAUGGCCACAGCGGGCAUCGCUGGUUUCCACAAGUUCUUCGAGGCCACUUUCAAGGCGAGCCGAUCGAUCAGUGCACUGAGUGCAUGAACCACACAACGGAAGGCACCUGUCCUGCUUGAUAUAUCGAGGACAGACAGACAGACAGAUGGACAGACAGAAUCAUCUUAUGGGAUUUAUUGGCGUGUCGAUCUUGUGUCACGUCUGUCUGUCUGUCUGUGUGCUUGCAGGAGGCCGUCAACGAGGACCCGACGACGCUCGCCCCCUGCAGCCAUCUGUGCAUUGACCUGAACCAGCUGCUGCACCAGGCACGUGCACCACAACCAUCUGACAGAGCAGUCUAUGCAUGCCACGAUAAAGCACAAUCGACUCUUCCCUCCAUCCCUCCCUCCCUCCCUGCAUGUGUGUCGGCUCGGCUCGGCAGGCGAUGACAGGCAAGGGUGCGAGCGUCUCUCGUGGGCUGCGGUUUCGCUUACGGCGGCUGCUGGGCCAAUUCAGACCGACGCGCAGGCAAAGCAAUGCGUGGAUACAGAGAGCGAUGGAUGGAUGGAUGGCGGGAUGGUCAUGCCAUGCGACGACAGACAGACAGACAGACCAGUGGGUGUAUCGUACGUGUGGCGUGUGCAGUGUGGUGAUAGCGAUCGAUGGCUCCGCACCCCUGGCCAAGUUGAUCACACAGAGGAAGAGGCGACUCGCACCGUUGCCAACAGACAAAAAGAAGAGGUACACACACACACAGAGACACACACACACACACACACACAGAGAGAGAGAGAGAGAGACAGACAGACGCACAGACGUACCUGCGAGUGCGUCGACGUGCGUGUGUCCAUUGAUUGAUUGCAUAUAUUGUGCAGGGCGAAGACAUUGGAGAAGUUAGCGCUCUCCCCUGGCACCCGUGUGAUGGACGAGAUGGACAAGACGGUCGCCGCCAUCGCACUCGAGUGCAUGAAGCGACAAAUGGACAAAGGAAGGAGGCCAUCCACGUGAGUGAGUGAUGUGAGCAGACAAGACACCAGCGGGGGGGGGGGGCGGGGGCACCACACUCGUGUAGUGUAUGUAUGUCUGUAACAGUCAGUGUGGGGUCGUAUCGUGUUGUGUGCUGUGCACUGCACUGCACGUGUGUGUGUGUAGAUUCUAUAUCUCGGGGUCUCGGUCGCCCGGUGAGGGCGAGCUCAAGAUAUUCGACUGGCUCAUGACGGGCAUGGCCACACACACACAGCAGAACACCCGGAUUUGCAUCGUGGGCGGCGAUGCCGACCUCCUCCUGCAGGCACGUACUGUCUGUCUGUACUCAUCCAAUCCACCCAAGUCACCCCCGCCGACAUGUGUCUGUCUGUGCAGGCGAUGGCUCUUCCGGAGGUCCUCGAUAUUCACGUGCUCGUACCCACAAUGCGCAGCAAGCCCCACCCCAAGACGCAGAAGAAGAAGCAAGUACGGACUGUGUUGACACAUAUGACUGUCACCCACGUCACGGAUACACACACGCUCGUCUGGCCUGUCUGUCCGGAUGGAAUGGCAUGGCCUGGUGGCAGGCCUCAGCGGCUGUCCCCCCCGGCGAGGUGGUGCCAUUCCGUGCCUAUUCUUUGCGGAAGCUGUGCGAGGUGCUCAAGUGGUACAGCAUCGACGUGGACAAGUGGGCGGCCCGGCUGGACUUCAUCCUGUUGAUGAUCCUCAAUGGCAACGACUACGUGCCGCGGCUGCCUGGGGUGGGAUUCGACAACCUGCUCGAGGCAUACAAACAGGCAAGCGCUUACCCACCCCACACACGAGGCACACGAGAUCUGUCCAGGCGUGUGUGCUCUGUCUGUGUUGUGCUGUGUGUGUUGCAGCUGAAGCGUCGUAAGGCGUUCGCGGACAGGACCAUUGUGCAGAUCGACGUCAGAGAUGGCGGCAGUGGCAAUGGGGAAGGGGAUGGCGGUGUGCGCGUGUCGUUCGACCCGGAAAUGUUGUGUGCUCUCAUCGACGAGCUGCACCGGUGCUGGGAGUUCGUCGUCUCCCUCGAGGCACUUCACAGAGUCAUCUGGCGGCAAUGGCAGGUCGGUCGCUGGGGUGGGGUGGGCGCACAGCAACCACACAUGUGAUGUGUGUCGUCACUCACUCUGUGGCUGUGUGGCUGGCUGUGUGUGCAGGAGACGGACAGUUUGACAGGUGAGGAGAAGCGCCUCUCGGCUGCCGCUCCUGCCGGCAUCCUCAACGACUGCAUCCAACAGAAACGCCUACACGCCGUCCAGGUCAGGGAGACAGGGCAGCUCGGGUGCAGUGCGUGUGGACAAUCGUCUUCUCUCGUGCGCCUUGUGUCUGUCUGCCACACAGGUGGACUUCGAGUCGGCCCCAGAAGGGCAUAAGGCCGUUCUGACGGUGCAGGUCAAGGCGGACGAGGCCUUACAGCGGUGGGAGGCCACUGCCGCAGACAAGGCCACCGCCAAGAGGGAGUGCAUCGGCAAGGUAUGACAUCAGGCACACCACAGAUGGACAACGCUCAACUAUGGCAAUACACAGCCUGUUGUGUCCUAUGCUGUGCAGUUUCUGCUGGCGACAUUUCCCCAGGACCGUCGUGUGGCCACAGACAUGGUGGCCCACCUGGAGAUGCAGCGCAGGAGAAGCCAGCAACGAGCCAACGCUGAGCAAGCAGAGGAGGAGCAGCAGACCUCAGCUAUCGACCAGACGGCGGUCAGUUGGUGACACAGACAGACAGACAGACAGAGAGGCGGCCUAACACAUUUCUCUCUCUGUGUGUGCACAGGAGCAUGAGACACUGCUGUUGCUGCAGUCCUUAGAGACCGAUGAGGAGAAACGUGCCGUCGGCAACCCCUCAGCCGUACUCAACCUGCUCAAAAUGGUGUGGUGUGUGCCUACCUGCCCACCUGUGUUCCCACUCACAAACAACCGAGUCUGUGUGUGUGUGUGUGUGUGCAGAAGAAGGUGUUCGGAUCGUCUGCCUUCAUGUUGGAUGAGGAGAGGGCCAGUGUGCCGGGCGGAUACAUCCGCAACGCCACACUCGCCGUCCAACAUGGUGGUUGUGGUGGCGGUGACAGUGGACCACCCGAGGAGGGAGCACUGCUGUCCUCCCACCAUUUCCAGGGCCGGUCGGCGGCCAGCAUCAAGCAGGCCAAGGCGUCCGCCGUCAUGCACGUGAGUGCGUCAGCGAGAGAGAGACACAGACAGACACCCACGAAUCAAUCGGCUCAGCUGUGUGUGGUGCCUGCCAGGCUUUGGAGGAGCUGUCGCCUCCUCUGUGUCGCCAACUGGCCCGGUUUGGGUGGCAGCUGGACGGAUCGUGCACACCGGGCAACGUGACAGAGCCUACUGCCGUGAAGGCUUCACCGAGUGCUCCUACCGUGCCGCCCCCCUCUGUGUCAUCUUCCCGCCCCCCGCCCGUCGAGACCAUGUUUCCUGCUGUCGAUGACUACCUAGAAGGUAAGCUGCGGUGCGCAUGGCAUGGCUGCACAGGGACUCGCAUCUCAUGUGCUUCGUCUUUUUGUGUCGACUGACUGCCACCGUGUCUGCAGCCAUUCGUUGGUGUGUGGCUAUGUAUGCCGAGGCGCGCUGCAGCGACUGGUGUGUGCGGUACACGGCCGCCCUGGGCAACGCCACAGGCACACGAGCACCCACCCCAUACGCAAUACGAGAAAGACUCAAAGGUGGCCCACAGCCACAGCAAGCGGUGGCUGGCAGCACGAUGGGCCCCCUCCCCUCUGAGUUGGCCGCUCUGGCCGUCCUCCCUGUGCAGGGCGGCCUCCAUCUGCUCGAGCCGUGGCUGCAGCAGGUCUGCAUCUCACGCUCCCUGCUCUCGCGGCCGGCAGAGGCACCCCGAGCUAUGCCAGUUGCGCCAACGGAUGUGGUGGGCAGCGACAGCCGACCUGAGACCACCGACGUUGAUGGCUAUGAGAGUGAGGGCGAAGAGGAUGAGGAGGAGUGUUUUGACGAGGUGGAGGAGAUGUCUGUGGACCAGCUGCCCAGCGAGGGGCUGCAGGUGUCACUCCUGGACAUGGCCGUCGGACCCCAAUACGAGAACCGCGACCGUGGUAGAUUAGAUAGAGGCAAACACACACGUGUCGAUGCAUCUGCACCCACCCGCUGUUUGGAGUGUUUGUCGUUUGUUUGUCGGCAGUUGAGCUGCUGCAGCUGGCGAUGGCCUGCAACAGCACGUGGCUGAGCCAGAGUGUCCGCGGCAGCAGGUGGCACCGCUACAAGGCUCACAGAAGGAAAAAGGGCUACCACACCACAGGCACACCACCAGCACCAGUAGCUGAGAUCGCUGUGUCCGAGAUGCCUCUCUUCGCCCCACGUCCCCGCACAAAGAAGCCACAGACAGCACCGAGGCAAGGACCACCCACACCCCCAUCCCCACCCCCGCAAGCACGCCUCCCCACUAUCGACCCGCGUGACAGCAACACCGGUGAUGAUGGGGCCGCCGUGUCUGUGCCUGCCGCUGCCCCUGCACCCCCACCCCCACCCUCUCUCCGCUUUGUGCGCAAACCCAGGAGACGUCGGAAGCUGCCCUCGCCGUCAUCUGUGUCGAUGAUGUUACCGGCCGCUGGUGGCGACGAUGGUGCCGAUGACGACGCUCAGGGGGGAGUGCCGACGUCACUGGUACUCGACUGGCGGGGCGAUAAGAGGACUGUGGUGGGUGUGGGUGUGAAAGGUGUGAGUGUGCGGCCGUCCUCAACCAGGGGUCGACAAGCUAUGUCGGUGUUGCGGAUGUGUGGGAGGUGGGGUGCGAUGGGUGGCGGGGGGCCGGUGGGGAAAGCGGGGGUGAGUGUCUUAAGUGGUGCGAGGGGAAGAGCAGGGGUCGUGUGUAGAUAGACAAGGCAGACAGACAGACAGAGAGAUGAGAGGAGAGGAGGCUAGGCUGUCGUGUGUGUGUAUUGUAGAAUGAAUGCGUUUAGCUGACGGCGCGCACGCCGUGUGGUGAUUGGAUUGGCAUGCAUGCAUGACCAUACAUCCCGUCAUCUCAAGACCAUUUAUCGA